This is a messenger RNA of Effrenium voratum, 810 nucleotides long. NCBI's taxonomy places the organism in Eukaryota, Dinophyceae, Suessiales, Symbiodiniaceae. The record is from the annotation of a GenBank genome assembly.
AUGAGUGUUCAAAAACCUGUCCGCCGCCUGACCGCGCCGCAAAUCGCGAAACGCAAGGGCGGGGAUCCCAUCGUCUCGUUGACGUCCUAUCAUGCGCAUACGGCCGCCAUCGUCGAUAACUACGCCGAUUUCAUUCUCGUUGGCGACAGCCUUGGGAUGGUCAUGCACGGAAUGGAAUCGACGGUCGGUGUCACGCUCGAUCUGAUGAUCAUGCACGGCAAGGCGGUCGUCCGCGGCACCAAGAAAGCGCUUGUUGUUGUCGACAUGCCCUUUGGCACUUAUGAGGAAAGUCCUUCAGAAGCUUUCCGCAACGCAGCACGCGUCAUGAAAGAGACCCAAUGCGGCGCGGUAAAGCUGGAAGGUGGUGUCCGCAUGGCCGAAACCAUUCGCUUCCUCACUGAGCGCGGAAUUCCCGUGAUGGCUCAUAUCGGCCUGACGCCGCAAUCGGUCCACGUCAUGGGCGGUUUCAAGACGCAAGGAAGGCACGAGGAUGACUGGGACCAGCACUUCGAGGACGCAUCAGCUGUUACCGAAGCAGGUGCAUUUUCGGUUGUCCUGGAAGGUAUGGUUGAACCGCUUGCCGCGCAGAUCACCAGGGAAAUCCCGAUCCCGACCAUCGGCAUAGGCGCAUCCGCAGACUGUGAUGGCCAGAUCCUGGUGCUGGAGGAUAUGCUUGGCCUCAAUCCGGCACCGCCCAAAUUCGUCAAGGUCUACGGCAAUCUUGGUGGCCAGAUCGAGGCAGCGGUGAAAGCCUAUUCGGACGAGGUCAAGGACCGCAAGUUCCCCGCCGAGGAUCAGGUGUAUCGUUGA